Paramecium tetraurelia is the source of this 398-nucleotide messenger RNA. RefSeq lists its product as uncharacterized. Gene Ontology annotation, biological process: oxygen transport. NCBI's taxonomy places the organism in Eukaryota, Ciliophora, Oligohymenophorea, Peniculida, Parameciidae. Gene Ontology annotation, molecular function: oxygen carrier activity; oxygen binding; heme binding. The record is from RefSeq and is a predicted model, not a curated record. The transcript is spliced from 2 exons.
AUGGAUUAAAAUGUAUUUGAUUCCUUCGGAGGGGAUGGCUAAAUUUCAGAUCUCAUAGAUUAGUUUUAUUAUAAGGUCUUGUUUGAUUAAUCUUUAAGGGGAAAAUUUUUAAAAUCUGAUAUGACAAGAGUGAGACUUUAAUAAAAAACAUUUUUUGCUUAAAUGUUUGGCUGCCCUCACACCAAAUAUACUGGAAAAGAUUUGAUUGAGGUUCAUAAGAAUCUGAAUAUUACUAAUUAAUAAUUCGACCGAUUCUUACAUCAUCUAAAAUGCAUAUUAACUGAUAUGAAUAAACCGACAGAAUUGAUAGAUGAAAUUUUGAAGAAAGUAGAUAGUCACAGAAAACUGAUAGUUUUUGGAUGAUAUAAACAUAAUAUAUUGUAAUAUAUGAGUACUUU